AUGAGUUUACCGAAAUCUUCAAAUAAGAAUCGUUUCCCCGAAGGAUAUGAGCACGUUUUAAAUGAAAACAAUGCAUCUAUUAGAUUCAAGCAAGGGGCUCCUUAUGUCUUCUGCGAUUGCUGCAAGAAAAGCUUCAAAUCGAACCAAGAGACUAUGAAACACAUAAGUUCAAAGGAGCAUGGAAUUAGUAAAGAUACAAAACAUUUUCUCGGUUUAAUGCGGCAUAUUCCCCCGAUUUCGGAGUCCCAUCGAAAAGCUUUAAAUGACGAGCUUUCUUUAAUUGAUAGAAAAUUCAUUGGUGAAGAUGAAAUCCAAUGGCGAAUCGAUUUGGCCGAAAAAUAUUGCCAAGCCCUUGAGUCUCGUAUACCCGGUUUAAAGAUGUGUGUAUAUGGAUGUGUAACAAUGGGUCUUAUGCGAACCUCUGAUCCGGUCCUAUUGAAUGCCACGAAGUUGUCUUCGCGAAGCGAUGUUAAUUCCAUAGAAGAGACUGAGCUUUCAAAAAUUUUUAAAAUUCUCACCAACUUUUCAAAAUAUCAAGAUCAACCUGCUGUGCCUGAAUCAGAUAGGAUUACUUUGACAAAUGACAGACUUCAUUGUCGAAUAAUUGAUGGAAGUGAAAAUAUUCCAAUGGAAAUUUCAAACAAGUCUCACAAUGUCGUCAAUUUUGCAUCCCUUAUUAAAACCUACUUUGGAAUCGAUCCUAGGGCUAAACAGUUGGCAAAACUGGUGGUAGUCUUUUCUAAGAAAGCACAAUUAUGCGAAACCUUACCAAUCCAAGCUAUUUGUACUAUGGUCAUAUUCUUCCUCCAGCGUCUCUCUCCACCCCUUCUUCCCAAUUUGCAUGAAAUUGUCCGAAAAUAUCAUGAGAAUUUUUCUAUAAAUUGCGUUACAAGGGUGGUAUUGAAGGAUGAGGAUCUAUCCUAUCUGAGUGAUCUCACAGUUCUCCCUAAAUUCUUUUCCUCAAAGGAUUCUUAUACCUUGGGUGAUCUAUGGCUGAAAUUUCUGCGGUUCUAUGUUUGUGAAUUUCAGCGUAGAGAUUACCUUAUUUCAAUUGUCAGUUCAGAACCUGUGAAGAAAUCCGCUCGAAAGAUGAAAUCUUCAACGCUUUUUGUGGAAGAUCCAUUUUGUCCGGGAACUUCUCUCAUCAGCGACAUGACAGUCCAUAUGGACAAAUUUAUGCACGACCAAUUUCUUGCCGCUUAUGUCUACUUUGGCAUUCCACGUCUAAAGGGUGCCUCCAUGCCCCUAUUCACGCACUACACUAUAGAACUUUGCAAAUCCCUUAGGAGGACAUUUUGCCUUGGGUCAGAUGGCAAUCAAAGGCAUCCCCUCCUCACAAUUCCCGCUGCAGAAUUCCAAACUCGAAUAGAAAAGGUAUCAUCAUCUGUUUCGAAGGGUGGACGACUGAUUGAUAUUGCUGUUGAAAUCCUUCAGUUGGCUAUCUCAGAGAUUUGUUUGCCUGAGUACAAGAUAGAUGUUAAAAAGUCCUAUUUGAAGGCACCACAUAUUCUACUGUCAUCUUAUCCGAUGGACAGUCUAUUGCAUGCAUCUCAAGCGGUGGAAUUCGCUCGAGCUUGCUGUAGCAAUCUAUGGAAUGCUGCGCAGAAUGACCUAAACGAAGGUGCUUCAAAGGUGCAAUUACUUGUAUUGGGAAGACAAGUCGUACAAAAAGCUCUAGAAAAUAUGGUAAUUAGUGAGGAAGAUAUGGGGAAGAAAGCAGCAGGUGUAGGUGAUGCAUCCUCACCCGAAAAUACAGCUGCUAUGGAGGAUUCAAGCCACAUAGAAGAAUCUACCGACAUACACGGAGAAGUAGGUCCAGACCAAGAGGAUGAACUUAAUCAAACUCUCGCUGAAAAUGUGCCUCAAAUUGAUUCUCACGAGUUCGCGUGGCACAAGUGUAUUAAUAUUGAAGAUCAGUACAAAUAUAUCGUUUUUGAUUCUGAAAGACCUGGCUACUAUAACUCUACUGUGAUUCGUGAGCUAAAAUCGGAGGAUUUGGCAUUUCCCUUCAAAGUGAAUGAACCCUUACCCGACCAUUUCAUUGGCUCGAGUAUCAUAGCUCACCCAGAGCCUCCACCUAUUGGUUGUGCUCAUUGUGAUAUGAGAGGACAUUUGAGUUCAGAAUGCCCGGCUACUAAUCUCCAAUAUUGGAAGCAAAGGGAGGCCAUUGUCCCCAAAGUAGCAAAUGAGAGACAUCUUCAUGAAUUGUCUAUGUGUUUCUCACAACUUGCGCAGUAUCACAAACUCUCAGCAGAAAUGGCUGCUCGACAUCGAUAUGUGGUCGAUUGUCUCACAGCUCACUUCAGACAAUUGUAUCCUGAUGUCUCACUGGUAUUGUUCGGUUCCUGUGCCAAUGGAUUUGAGACUAAGACCAGUGAUAUGGAUAUUUGUGUGGUGUUUCCUGAUAAUAGUAUCAAUACCUUAAUCUGGUAUGUUGGAAGCUUUAAUGAAAGGGAAAGGUGCAACUCGUUGCGAAUCUCCAACAUUCGACCCGUUUUUCAUGCUAAAGUUCCGAUUAUCAAGUUUUUAGUUGAUAGAACUAUCGAAGUUGACCUGAGCUUCUCAAACUUCUUGGCUAUCUAUAACACGCGAAUGCUUCGAGUAUACAAUGAGUAUGAACCCCGCCUUAGGGUUCUAAAUACGGUUCUCAAAGUUGUACUCAAGACUUGUGGUAUUCCGAAAUCUUGUGACGGUGGUAUUUCGUCAUACGCUUAUGCAAUUAUGCUCAUUCACUAUUUACAAAGAAUAGGUUAUCUGCCCUAUUUACAAGAGGCCUAUGAAUUGAAUCACCGCCCGGUAGUUAUGGUAUCAGAUUGGAAUGUUUGGUUCCAGGAGGAUUCGCAAAUUGUUUUGAAAAAAUGGCAACCACCAAGAGAUAAGGCUACAGUAGCAGAACUCUGGCUGGGAUUUCUCCAUUACUAUCUCUUUGAGUUUGAUCGAGGUGCCUAUGAGGUGACAAUCGAUACCAAGGAGUUAGCGCCUCGGGUUACCUCAACUAACUCCUUUGUAAUUAAGGAUCCCUUCGAUUUAUCCCACAAUAUGACGCAAUUCGUCCAUGAUAAACUGAUAAUUCAAAUAUUUACCACGUUCUAUAAUGUCCUCUUGCACCACUCAUCAACCAUUCGAGGUGAUAUGAAUGUGGAUUUAUGGAAACAUUACCUUUUCUCCUCACCGAAUUUGUUGGCACCGCUCGUUAACGUGUCACCCGAAGGAGAUUACCAACAAAAAAAUUCAAGUGGGAAAAGGCACAAGAAUAAGGCGGAUGCAGUGAAACCAGUGCAAAAUCUUGCUCUACUUGGACCUCCCUCUGCACCUCCUAAAUUGAAGCCAGUCUCAACUCAGGUUCCUGCUUCUCACGGUAACCAAACUCUCACUCUGUGGCUGUUAAUGAGGUGGUCCAUGAGUCGUUGUGCCUAUGCACUUCAAGCGUUCAGUUCUAAUGAUGACUCUGUUUACUUUCUUCCAGGUGGAAAUGGAAGCCGCGCCAAUCACAUCAAUGUGAAUGCAUCACCACCUGAUCGAAUGAAUCGUCCUCUCCAACCUCUUAAUCCACAUAAUCAGCCUGUUUGUUUGCCACCAUUUGCUCAACAGGUUCAUAUUGUUCCUGUGCAAGCAAAUCAACGGAAUGCUAUGAAUCCUUCAGUUGUAGUAGGGGUUCCUCAUCAUCGUGGUGGUCGUGGAGGUCGUGGUGGACAAUCUCAUCGUAGAGGUGGGAGGGCCAGAAAUUCGGGUCGUGGUCCUGCAGUCGGCAUUUCAAAGACCAGUGGACGCAGUGGUCUUUUGCAGUAG
This is a messenger RNA of Rodentolepis nana, 3789 nucleotides long. NCBI's taxonomy places the organism in Eukaryota, Metazoa, Platyhelminthes, Cestoda, Cyclophyllidea, Hymenolepididae. The record is from the annotation of a GenBank genome assembly.